GAAGAAUAAUUCUGACUCCCUCAUUUACUUCACUUCUCCUCCAUCAAUAUAUUUCGUUGAUUGUGAUUAAAUUGCGCUUGCGAUUAACCAAAUUGUUGAAGAGAGUCGGACACUCGAAAUGUAACCAGAACAAUGAGUUUGACGAGAAAAUUUCCUCUAUCUUAUAAUGUUAAGAUCGAAACCACGUUGAUCUUAUUGAAAGAAUUAACAAUUAUCCAAUUUAAAGAUCAAUAAUUAACCUUUUACCGCAGUUAAUCACUUAAUCAAUUGAAAAUUGUUCCAUCAUCAAACCAACAACACCGAUAAUCACAAUCAACAUGUUAAUGUCUUUCUUUAUGUAGUAAACAUUUGAUCCAAACUGUUUCCCUCUUGUUAUGUUAAUUGUAUCCAUAGAGAGACAAUUAACCGAAUUCAUAUUCACUUAAAUCACUUGUAAAAUCUACCAAUAAUAUAAUCCAAUUAGAUCGAAGAUUAAUCAACAUUGAUAAUCCUUUUCUCUCUGAUUAAUCCUCGAGAAAAUCUUCUUAUUCUUAAAUAUGUUAUCAAUGAAUCUAUUGUGAAACAAAUGAUCAGACAUUCAAUUGAUUGACACAUACGAAUUAUCUAGUUUUCUCAAUAACUGAUCAUCAAGUUUAUCUAUCAUUUAGUAAUCUAACUAAUUGAUUUUAUCUGAGAGAGAAAGAGAGGAAUCAAAGGUAACCGGAAGUCCACAGAAUUCUCAUGAUGGAUGGAAGUUUGGAUGCUAUGACUCAUAAAUUUUCCACCGUUGAUUAUAUUGUGUUCAUUUUGAUGCUUGUCUGUUCCUCAGGAAUCGGAGUUUUCUAUGCAAUUAAGGGUCGCAAAAAUGAAUCAAGUAAAGAGUUUCUAACAGCCAAUAAAUCACUCAACUGGUUCCCUGUUUCGAUGUCACUUUUAGCCAGUUUCCAAAGUUCAGUGACGAUUCUUGGCUAUCCGGCUGAGAUGUACACCAAAGGAACACAGUUCUGGGUCGUAAUUCUGUCCGCCGUAUUUGCUUCAAUCACCGCUGCCGAACUGUUUCUUCCAGUUUAUUUCAACCUCUCAUUUACCAGCGUUAAUCGAUAUUUAACGAUGAGAUUCAAUCGUGACAACGUCCGAUUAGCCUCAUCAAUGGCGUUUCUCCUCGGUACCGUUCCUUACAUGGGUGUAGUACUUUAUGGACCUUCGUUGGCCUUAAGUUCAGUUACUCCGCUAUCGGUUACCGCUUCCAUCUUAAUCAUUGGUAUAAUUUGUACCUUUUACACUUCACUGGGAGGAAUCAGAGCUGUUGUAUGGACUGAUACAAUGCAAGUGGGCCUAAUGUACAUUGGCCUGAUUGCCGUCAUGUUAAGGGCUUUUUAUUUGGUCGGUGGAAUCGGUGAAGCUUUUAGGAUCGCUUAUGAAAGAGGCAGAAUUGAAUUCACCAAUUUUGAUCUUGAUGUUUCAAAGACCAAUAAUUUCUGGAAUUCAGUUCUUGGAAUGGGAAUCAUGUGGUGUGGUAAUUAUUGUACGACACAAACGGAGGUCCAACGUUAUUGUAACACUCAAAGUCAGAAAAAGGCCAAAUUAGCAUUAUAUGUCAAUCUAGUUGGUGUUAUACUAAUGAUUAGCUGUGCUUGUCUCUGUGGUAUCGGGGUAUUUGCUUAUUAUGCUGAUUGUGAUCCUCUCAAGGCCGGAAAAAUAUCCAAAACUGACCAGCUUAUGCCUUACUUUGUAAUGGACACUAUGUCUGAAUUUAAAGGUUUACCUGGAAUCUUUGUUACCUGUGUUUUCAGUGCUUCCCUUAGUACUUUAUCAUCCGGUUUCAAUGCUCUAUCAGCUGUUACAUGGGAUGAUUUUCUGAAAGAGACUCGACUUGGAUGUUUGAGUGAACAGCACCAGAAAAAUUUCAACAAAAUGACCGCCAUUUUCUAUGGUAUAUUAUCAAUUCUGAUGGCUUUCAUUGUCGGGCAAAUUGGCUCAGUACUAAAGGCUGCCAUUUCUUUGGCUGGUUGUUUAAUUGGUCCACUACUUGGAAUCUAUCUUAGUGCCAUUCUUUGCCCUUUCGCUAAUUCAAAGGGUGUUAUUUCGGGCUUACUAUCCGGAGUUUCAUUCGGAUUUUGGGUUCUCAUUGGAUCAUUAGUCUAUCCUGCUGAUGAUGAUUUUAAAGAAACUUCACUUACCGGGUGUCCACCCUUCUUCAUAUCAAAUUCAACCUUAAUUGUUGAUGAAGUUAUCGAAAGUCAACCUUUUUUCAUUAAAUUGUAUCAAAUUGCAUUUCUUCUUGUGCCUGUUUCUGGUUUUAUCAUAUGUCUUUUCGUUAGUUUUGUAGCAAGUCUAUUGACCGGAGGUUUGAAUGAUGUCAAACAUGUCGAUCCAAAUACGCUGAGCCCUUUGGUCUGGAAAAUUUGGCCUGAAUCGCUUUUACCUGCGAAAUUAACUAAUGUCAAAGAUAAAGAAUUUGCUGACAUUUCAAUAGGAGGAACAAAUUGUGAAACUUUGAUUACUUGAUAAUUAGUUAAAGCAAUUUAGGUUUAAUCUAUGGAAAUGAAUCUCAUUCAACUUUAAUUUCAAUUAAUUAACUCUUUUAUUAAUCAAUUAACUAUUAUUAUUAUUAUUAUUAUGAUCCUUAUUAUGUAUAUGGAGAUAUACAAGAUUAUUAUGUUGAUUUUUUAACGAAAUGUUAUUUUGUCAAGUAUAUAAGAAAAAACUCCAACAAUUUAUUAUACAAGCAUGUCAACAAUUAACAAUCAAACAAUUUAUGAUUUUACAAGAGUUAAGGGUUAAUCAAAUUCACAUAAGAACAAUUAAUUGAUUGUUGAUCCAAUCACUACACAAGAAGCUACAUUGAUGAUUAAACAAGAAAUACACACAAUUACAUUCACAAAAUUUGGAUAAUUAUCAUUAUACAAUUAUGAUUAUUAACUAUUAUUUAAUCGCAACAAUUUCCAUAAUUAUUAUUAAUCAUCAUGAUUAUACUAAUUACUAUUUACAAUUAAUUGCUAUUUGUUAUCGAUAUAAAUUUAAAGAAAAAGUUUACAAUAAGUAAAUUGAAUCAACAUGAACAAAUUGUUAUUUAACUAAUUAAAGACAAAGAACACGAUUAUUCCUAAAACAAGAACAAUCUAUCAUCAGUAAUUAAUUUCUAUCCGAGAAAAUCAAUCCAAACAAUUAAUCUAAUCACUUUUAAUGAAUUAAAUUAGUUUAUUUUUUUAAAUUUUACCGCGAAUUCGCCACUAGCGACACCUAUUUUCGAAAAAUUCAACUCUUAGUUGAAUAGAACGACAAUAGAUGGCAACUAAAGCUUCACAUUCUUUCAAUUGAAAUUAAAUUUGUUUCUAAAUAAAUUAAACUAAAUUGUUAAUUAGUAAAUUAAAGGCAAUUAAAUUAUCUUUUCUAUGUGUAAUUAUCCAUAGUAAGUCAAUCCUUUAUCUUGUGUUCUGUCAGAUUGGAAACAUUGAACAAUCAGUUUGGCCAUUAUUUUUAGUCUUUGCUAAAUUGCUUACAAUUUACUAAUUUAUAGACUGUGCCAUUGUGUAUUUGGUGGAAUCAAGGUUAGUCUCAACUAUUAAUACUAACGGACCAAUGGUGUUAAAUUAGAGCUUGUGGUUACAUCUAAUUGUAAUUGUAAUUGAUUGAGAAAAAACCUUGUGGUUUAAUUGUUAUCUC
Molecule: messenger RNA, 3645 nt
Organism: Panonychus citri (citrus red mite)
Lineage: Eukaryota; Metazoa; Arthropoda; Arachnida; Trombidiformes; Tetranychidae
Product: sodium-coupled monocarboxylate transporter 1-like
Exons: 15
Coding region: 721-2487 (588 amino acids)
Biological process (GO): transmembrane transport; sodium ion transport
Cellular component (GO): membrane
Molecular function (GO): symporter activity
Source: RefSeq, a predicted model, not a curated record